Messenger RNA from Haliotis rubra (blacklip abalone), 2475 nucleotides. RefSeq names its product arrestin domain-containing protein 3-like. Gene Ontology annotation, cellular component: cytoplasm. The record is from RefSeq and is a predicted model, not a curated record. NCBI's taxonomy places the organism in Eukaryota, Metazoa, Mollusca, Gastropoda, Lepetellida, Haliotidae. The transcript is spliced from 8 exons. Gene Ontology annotation, biological process: protein transport. Bases 171 to 1388 code for a protein of 405 amino acids.
GUCCUGCUGAUGUGCCGAGGGGGAGAAGUGAGAUGUGGAGCGGCUACUAUUUCUAGAGUACCCUUGUACGGGAGGUAGACAACAACACAUAGGGAUGCUGCUUGCGAGCAUCUCUGCUACCAGGCUCAGUGCUCUCUGCGCGUGAUGAGAGGAGGAACGCUGCACUCACCAUGGGCAAACUUAAGCAGUUCAGUAUUACCUUUGACAACUGUAAAGGAGUUUACUAUGCAGGGGAGGUGGUCAGAGGUCAAAUUACCAUUGAUCUUAAUGAACCCAUGAAAAUGAGAGAACUCCGGCUAACAUGUCUGGGCCGAGCGUACGUGCACUGGUCGGAGUUGGAGAACGUGGGGCGACGUGGAGGACGUCAACGUCUAGAGACAGUGGAGUACUCGGCAGAGGAGGGCUACUUCAAACAUAGGUUCAGACUGUGGGGCAAAGAUUUGCGAGGUGAGGAUACAAACUGCAUGCAGCCGGGCCACCACACCUUUCCCUUCGACCUGCUGUUGCCAGCGACGUUACCGUCGUCGUUUGAAGGCAGCUACGGUUACAUCCGAUACUGGGUGAAAGGCACCAUCGACAAACCCUGGAAAUUUGACCAUCACUGCAAGAAGGCUUUCACUGUGAUAGCUAACCUGGACCUGAACAAGGAGCCGCAGGCGUCGGACCCUAUCCGGUGUGAGGGUGAGGUGAACGCAGGCUGCUGGCUGUGCAAGUGUGGGGGGUACAGCGCCAUCUUCUGCACCAACUGCCGGGGAUGCGUCCCGGGGGAAGUGCUCCUCCUGUACACAGAAGUCGAGAACCAUACACGGUGGUCCAACUGCUCAGCGGAGAUCAGGCUCAAAUUGGUGAUGUCGUAUCACACGGACCGGAAGUCCCGCCAGGAGAAAAAAGUCAUAACGAGGCUAAAACAUGACCGACUGAGUUCUGGGAAUGAAGACAUCUGGACAGAAGCGUUCACCAUCCCCCCUCUGCCCCCAUCUCACCUCAAAGGCUGCAGCAUCAUAGAUACCAAAUAUGUAUUACAGUUCAUCUGUGAGACUGAUGGAUGUAACUGUGACGCGAUAGAGUUCGACAAGGAAAUCAUCAUCGGUACCAUCCCCAUGUGUGGGCCCACCCCCGGGACCUUCAUGCCCCACCCCCUACCCAUCGAACCACCACCCUACUACACGCCAUUCUCAACCAAAGACACAGUGGCAGAAGCGGCAGCGAAAGCAAAGAAAACCAAACUUAUUCAGCAAUCGCCACCUAGCUACGAGGAGUGUGUCUUCGGCCGCGUCAACAUCAAAGACAAGGACGACACCGACUACACUCAAGGCGACCUCGUCUUCACCCCAAUGUACGCAUAUUACGACAUGGCCGACCACACAAAGGAUGACACUGAUGACUAGAACGAUCAUUCGGGGUUAGUCGGGUAUAUUCGGAAUUUUCAAAACGAGGUUCGACUAAUUCCUUAAAACGAGGCUGAUGUUGACACCGUCUGAAUUUGGCCAUAUCACUGAACUUUUAAAAAAAUACCAUGUGAAACGCUGAAGCCGACAGCUCGGUGUAAUUUCGUUCAGACGCUGUACGUCACUGAGGAUUAUUUACAAUAUGACUUUUUAAUGUGUUUAUUGAACCUGAACAAGAAAAGGGUUAAGUGGCGGCUUAUUCACAAUGAAAAUGCACAUACCGCGCCAUGAAAUCCCUGGCAGAAGCAGAAAAAGGUGACUCUGCCGCUACAAGAAGACCCUGUGAUUGACAGAACCAGAUGGCCAAGUCAAAUCGGAGCUGGAAUAAGAGCUGGUAUUGUCAGAAGAACAACUCUGCAGAAAUAUGGCUGUUUAUUGACAUUGAACAAUCUCCCGACAUCAGAAGCAAUGCCAAAGCAGCUGUUACCAGAAGAAAUUCCUGUCAGUUCCUUCGCCUCAUCGUUAUUUUCUCGUAAGAUUCUCUGCUCAUCUUAAGGCCGCCUCUGCCUCUCUAGAUAUUGUUUGUCAGUACAAUAAGGUCGCAUGUGAACUAAACCUGUCGUUUAGUCCAAACAUAUAGUUAUAAACAGUAAACUUCGUUGUAACGAACACGCUUGUAACGAACCUUAUGUUCGUCACUUACUACUUUUGUCCCGAUUACUCGCUGUCUAUUACAGUUGAAAUGCGUUUAUUAAACUACGGAUGUUACGAACUAAAACUAGAGGUUCAUUUGAGUUCGUUUUACCCAUAGUUUACUGUGAAAAUAUACAUCUAAAAAAGAAAUCGUAAUACUUAAUAGAUUAUCAAAGUGAAGGGAAUAUUGUUCUGUCCAAUCAUUCUACACGUUCUGGGCGGUGGGGUGUUCUUUUUAUCUAUUGUCUGGAGUCAGACUGAUUUAAAUAUCUCUCAUCUGGUCAAAUUGUGUUUUAAAUGUUCCUUAUUCAGUUCUGAUAUAACGGAGCAGUGGGGUAGCCUAGUGGUUAAAGCGUUCGCUCGUCGACCCGGGUUCGAUUCCCCACAUGGGUAC